Messenger RNA from Cuscuta epithymum, 2926 nucleotides. Lineage: Eukaryota; Viridiplantae; Streptophyta; Magnoliopsida; Solanales; Convolvulaceae. The record is from the annotation of a GenBank genome assembly.
UCCUGCGCCGACCCAAAGAAUAACGUCUCUCCUCAACAAUCUGGUUUCAGAGGAAAAAAUCAUAUCUAAACAAUCACCUAUAAUCUUUUGCGGACAAAUCUAGCAGAUGUUGUGAUGAAAGGGAUUGAUAAGGUGUAUUGUUCUGCAUAGAGUAUCUGAUGCUCAUUGCAUCAUCAAGUGCCACGGAGACACAAGUACCUAAGAGACAGAAAUUGGCACGCAUUAAAUACAUACACAAGGUUCAAUCCAUUUAAAUAGUUCGUAUAAACAUUAAAAUCAUUUUUUACUCUUACCUCCAACCUGCUUUUUCACGCGUAGCAGAUGUGGGAUACUCUCGGUACGAGUGAAAUGACUCUAAAAACAAAUUGGUUUAAAGUAAUACAACAAAAAUGAAUAUUUAAUUAAAAAGUAAUAUUGAUGUGUUAACCUACCCUCACUCCCUGAAAAGAAAUUUAAUUUAUUCUCAAACAGUAUACGAAGUAUAAUAAAAUGAUUGAAAAGUAUUAUUCGCAGUUAAAGUUUGAAUAAAAUGUUAUUUAUGAAUGUUAUUUAUGUCUUUUCAAAAGAAACAGAACAUUUAGUAAAACAAAGAAAGAUUAGAUUCGAAUCUUUAAUAAAAUAAAGAUAGGCCCCAUUUUUUUUGAAUGAGAACUCAUCAAUAUUUUGUAAAUCAUAAUACAUUUUUUUUCUAAACUGUCUAUAUAAUCUAACCAAGGGUUUUCAAUUACGGAUUUCAACAACCUUGCCAGCCACACUGCGAAUAACAACAAAUGCAAAUAUAAUCGAAAUCACGCAAAUAACCGCAACACAAUCGCAAUAAAACUGCAAUACAACCACAUCGGGCCGCAACACAACCAUAAUACAAUUUUUAGCUACUUCUUUCUUUCUUUUAAAUAUAUUACACAUCAUGUUUUAAGCUAAUUAAACUUAUUCAGAGUGAACAUAGCUAAUUUAAAUGUAUUUUGAAAUUUGCUUGAGAAUGAAUUUAAAAUUGAGGUCAAAUGCCCUUUACAAAAUAAAACAUUUUUUUUCAAUAUUGUUGGAAUUAAAAAUGAUAUCAUGUCACAUUGACUGCAAUUGGCAUCUCAGUGAUCACUAUAAUUACUACUGCAACCACAAUGACCGCAGCAGUGCCAGCAACCGUGAUUAAAUAUGUUAUAACGAGUAAUAAUGUAGUGUCUUUGUUCCAAAUUCCAACAAUGAUUCAACCAGAGUUAUAGAACCCAUUUGGUGACCCUAUUAUUCCACUUAUCGGAUUACCACCAACUUUUUUGCCAAAAAUGUAUUUUUUGAUUUCACGCGUUGAAUUGUGUAACAAUAAGAAAAGUUGUACUUACUUUUCUGGCUGUAUUGACUGAAGUUACUUUAGAGGAUUAUUUUAGCUAUUUUUUAUAUAAUCUUUUAUUUAUUUUAUUAAAAAAAAUCAUCCAACACAUGUAAUUAGAUAUUAAUGCAUGCAAGGAGUACUACAACACAAAACCACCCGAAAAAAAAGGUCAAAAAUUUAGAAAUGUAGACCAUAUAAUACAUACUCCCUCCGUCCCACUAAGAUUGGGACAAUUUAGUUUACGAUGUUUGACCGACGAUAAAGCAAACAGAUCUAUGUCCAUUCUAAAAUUAUUUUUAGAAAAAAGUUACAUAUUUAGAGACUACAUUAAAAGUUUUACAAAGUCGCAAAAAACUUAAUUAAAUUUGAUAAAAAAAAAUUGAUAUAUAUAUAUAUAUAUAUAUAUAUAUAUAUAAAAUAAGAGGUUAAGAGUGAUUUGUGAUGAUCAAGUCAAUAGUGAAGCAGUUUCAACUGGUACUAAUCAUGAAAUGGAAUCUGGUUCACAAGCACCAACUGAUUCAAGCCAACAAGAAGUCAAUAUGUGAGCAAGUAGUGGUUUAAGGACCGGUGCUUUUAUGAUUUUAUCUUCUGAUGCAUUUGGUCUCUUUACAUAAAUUCCAAGUUCUCAGAUUCAUGGCUCAAUCAUCUGCUGCUGAUAGUAUUGGCAAGAAGAAGAAGCUUAUUCAUAUUGAUAUUAGUUCAGAUAGUGUAUGCCCAUGGUGCUUUGUUGGGAAAAGAAACCUGGAUACAGUUAUUGCUUCGUCAAAGGAACACUAUGAGUUUGAGAUUAAAUGGCAUCCAUAUUUACUUAAUCCUUCUGCACCUAAAGAAGGUGUAAGCAAGAAAGAAUUUUAUAUGCAGAAGUUUGGAACUCUGAGAGAUUUUCAAAGGUCUUGGACUGGAAUAUGACAUGUCUGGACUAACGGGCAAUACUCUGGACAUCCACCGGCUCAUAUAUUUUGCAGGGCAACAGGGCCACGAUAAGCAACACAAUCUUGUUGAUGAGCUUUUCAUUGGCUAUUUCACUCAGGGCAAGUAUAUUGGUGACAGGGAGUUUCUUGAAGAAGCUGCUAAGAAGGUUGGUGUUGAAGGAGCGGCGGAGUUUCUCGAGGAUCCGCUCAAUGGUCUGAAUGAUUUGACCAUUCACAUGCUAAUGAUUUGUAAAUAAUUCAAAGGUCAAUGAAGAACUUGAGCAAUAUUCAGCCAACAUAAGUGGAGUCCCACACUUUGUGAUUAAUGGGGAACAGCAGCUAAGCGGUGGUCAAGCUUCAGAAACUUUCUUAAAGGCCUUUCAAGCAGCCUGAAUGCCUUCGGCUGGGAGUUUUUAUAUUGAGAUCAAAGAUGGUGAAGUUUUUUGUUGUCCACAAUAUAUUUCUUGCUUCAUUUUCGUUAGAAUUUCGAAGUUGGCGUUCCCAUCAUUACCUCACUCUACAUUGUUCAAGCUAAUAAUAAUGCCAACAAAUUUAUGCAUUGUUGUGACUUGUGAUUAUGCAUGCAAUUAUUCACAAAAUCAUGGCACAACUCUGUACCUUAAUAUCAGCCCAGGUUUGGGUCAAAAUCAUGCAAUAAAGCAUGCAAUUGCAAGGUCCUUUUGGUAAC